GUGCAGCCUGGAUCGUGAGGAGCGGCGAUGGGGGGAAAAUUCCUACUCUGGCUUCUUUUUCUCCAAGAUCACCGUCAUUAACAUGUAGCCCGGUGCGCGUGAAAAGGACCCGGAGCGCUCUGUCGGAGAAUAUCCUUCUUAUUAUAGUUGUGAUUAAAAAACAAGAAAACAUUUUGGAUUAACAGCGGACUUGAUUUUGGACUAAUUUCUUUCCGCGCGUGUGUUAAUGUUGGACCGCAUUCUAACCUGAGUUUCUUCCCUCUGGAGUGGAAAAGUGCGCCAGCGUUAUUUCCAGCAACGCUCCAGCGUCGGUAUUUUUUUCUGUGUGAGGGGGGCUAUUUGGCUUUUGGAUGGAAUGCACCUUAUCCUAACGGGACACAGAGGAAUAUUGUCUGUGGUGGAGGGGGAAAAAGCAGCGGAUCUGGGGAUCCUGUCUUAACGGGGAAAGACUUUGGACCGGACCAACCUAUAACAAGUAUAUCUUCAAGAACCACUGCGUACUCCUGCUGCUGUACAUGGCCAUCCCCUCUAAGUGAUGGAAACUCCCAUCACGGACUGACCUGUCUACCUUCUGAGUAGUGGAGCUUAAAGAUGAUAUUGUUGCUUCUAUCUACUUCAUUGCAGUGUUUACUGGACGGACUUCUGUGAGGAAUAUUUUCCAUAUGGUGAGGAAUAUUUCCCCGAUUUUUCUUCAACUAGCUGAAGGAAACCUAUGGCUGCUACAUUUCCCCCAGAUGGUUUUACAAUGCCUGGAUUUUAAGAAGGAUCAUUAGCAACCCCCAACCUCUUCUGCUCCGGAGUUACCCCCCUUUACUUACGCCCGUGUGUGAAUGUAAUUUUAGUGUGAUUGUGUUCGCUUGUGUUUGCUUCUGCAUGGCGUAAGUGAGAGACAGAAAAAAAAAGAAAGGACAAAAGAGGAGGCAGUAAACAAGUUGAAAAACACGGAGUAGCAGCUAUGUCCCAGUGGAGGCACCAGUCAAGGACUGGGUGUCAGCUACUUCUGACUGCUAAGAGUGGGAGCAGGAUGAUGGGAUACAUAAGCCUUGAAGGUUCUUUGCUCAGUGGCCGGUGGGUGUCCUCUCUAAUAUGGCUUGGACUGCUGCUGCUACAGACGUCUCUGGCUGAGAAACUUGACGAGAACGACCCAGUUGUGACAACCGUGUAUGGCAGGCUGCGUGGUGUCAAGAAGGAGCUUAACAACGAGAUCCUGGGUCCCGUGGUGCAGUUUCUAGGAGUCCCGUACGCCUCUCCGCCCACCGGCGAGCGUCGCUUUCAGCCACCUGAGCCGCCGGCGUCGUGGCCGGAGAUCCGCAACGCCACACACUUUGCCCCGGUGUGCCCUCAGAGCAUCGUGGAGGGCCGCCUGCCUGACGUCAUGCUGCCGGUUUGGUUUACCAACAGCAUUGACGUUGUCUCCACGUACGUCCAGGACCAGAGCGAGGACUGCCUCUUUGUCAACAUCUACGUCCCCACUGAGGAUGGUCCCCUUACAAAGAAACACACUGAUGAUUUAGGUGAUAGUGACCGCACGGACGACGAAGACAUUAGGGAGAGUGGAAGCCCCAAGCCGGUGAUGGUUUUCAUCCAUGGGGGCUCCUACAUGGAAGGAACAGGGAAUAUGUUUGACGGCAGCAUCCUGGCCAGCUAUGGAAAUGUGAUUGUCAUGACUGUCAACUACCGGCUGGGCGUCCUAGGCUUCCUGAGUACAGGUGACCAGGCAGCCAAGGGGAAUUACGGUUUGCUGGACCAGAUCCAGGCUCUGCGUUGGACCAGUGAAAACAUUGCAGCCUUCGGCGGCGACCCGUUACGUAUCACCGUGUUUGGCUCUGGCGCCGGAGCUUCCUGUGUCAACCUGCUCACUCUGUCUCACUACUCCGAGGGAAACCGCUGGAGCAACUCCACCAAAGGACUGUUCCAGAGGGCCAUCGCCAUGAGUGGCACGGCUCUGUCCAGCUGGGCGGUCAGCUUUCAGCCAGCCAAGUACGCCCGGAUGCUGGCCCGUAAGGUGGGCUGUAACCUGGAGGACACUGUGGAGCUUGUGAGCUGCCUGCAGAGAAAACAUUACAAAGAGCUGGUGGAUCAAGACAUCCAGCCGGCUCGCUACCACAUCGCCUUUGGACCUGUCAUUGAUGGAGAUGUUAUACCUGAUGACCCGCAGAUACUCAUGGAGCAAGGUGAGUUCCUGAACUAUGAUAUUAUGCUGGGAGUAAACCAGGGCGAGGGCCUUAAGUUCGUGGAGCUUAUCGUGGACAACGAAAACGGCGUUCAGGCAAACGACUUUGACUACGCCGUGUCCAGUUUUGUGGAUGACCUCUAUGGCUACCCAGAGGGUAAAGACAUCCUCAGAGAGACCAUCAAGUUCAUGUACACAGACUGGGCCGACAGGCACAACCCAGAGACCCGCCGGAAAACACUGCUGGCCCUUUUCACCGACCACCAGUGGGUGGCGCCAGCUGUUGCCACAGCUGACCUGCACUCCAGCUUUGGAUCACCAACAUACUUCUAUGCCUUCUACCACCACUGUCAGACAGAACAGGUACCGCCGUGGGCAGACGCAGCACAUGGAGAUGAGAUUCCGUAUGUAUUUGGCCUACCGAUGAUCGGGCCAACAGAGCUGUUUCCCUGCAACUUCUCCAAGAACGACGUGAUGCUCAGCGCCGUGGUCAUGACCUACUGGACCAACUUCGCCAAAACAGGGGAUCCAAACCAACCUGUCCCCCAGGAUACUAAAUUCAUCCACACCAAGCCCAAUCGCUUUGAAGAGGUGGCAUGGACACGCUACAACCAGAAAGACCAGCUUUACCUCCACAUCGGCCUGAAGCCCCGCGUCAAAGAGCAUUACCGUGCCAAUAAGGUCAACUUGUGGUUGGAGCUGGUUCCUCAUCUGCACAGCCUCAAUGAUGUCACCCAGCUCAUCCCCACCACCACCAAGAUCCCUUCACCGGAGUCUACCAACCGCCCCCCGAAGACCAAGCCUAUGGUGACCAAGCGCCCCAACCCGACUCCGUUCCCAACCGAGACCCAGGACAGCCACAUCCAGCCACACCUGGUGGACCAGCGUGACUACUCCACCGAGCUGUCGGUGACCAUCGCUGUAGGAGCUUCCCUCCUCUUCCUCAACAUUCUCGCAUUCGCUGCGCUCUACUACAAGAAGGACAAGCGUCGGCACGACGUCCACAGGCGCUGCAGCCCCCAGCGGAGCGCCACCAACGACCUGGCUCACACCCAGGAGGAGGAGAUCAUGUCCCUGCAGAUGAAGCAGCACUCGGACCUGGACUGCAGGGGCGUGGGCGACUCCCUGCACCCGCACGACGUGGGGCUGAGGACUGCGUGUCCGCCAGACUACACUCUGGCCAUGAGACGCUCACCGGACGACAUCCCGCUCAUGACGCCAAACACCAUAACCAUGAUCCCGAGCACCAUGGGGGGGCUCACCUCGCUCCACUCUUUCAACACCUUCCCCAGCAGUGGGCAGAAUAACACCCUGCCCCAUCCGCACCCACACUCACAUUCCACAACCCGGGUAUAGCCCUGUGGAAGCACCCACGCAGGCAGGACUCUGACGGCUGAGCCAAAAACGCCAACUGCUGCAGCAGAGACUUAAGGGCGACAUGCUGACUACCGCAGAUAUGUCAGGAGCUGAAAAGCCAGCCUGGAGUUGCUGGGAACCAAUGGAAUUACACUGGGAUUUUACAACACCCUGUUAAUACCUGAGAGAAUAUAGUCAAAGGAUUUCUGGGGGUUUGGACCAGAGGAAAAAAAAAAAAAAUAAUGAUGUUUUUUUUAUAGAAAAAUAAAAGACGUACAGAAAAAAAACUACACAUAAGGAGUCGAAGAAAAACAACCUCACAAGCUAAAACAAAAAGGAGGAUAUUUUUUUUGUAUUGUUAUUUUUCGUUCUGAUAUUUCAGCAAAACAAGGUACAGUUAACUACUUUUUCUUCUAGCGACAGAUAUGGCCUUCGAGGCUUUUUGACAAAUGACUGCUUGACAGUAUUAUCUGGGAGCAGAACAGAGCAUCAGACACGCCUCGGAGGGAAGAAGAGGGGAGCGCUUUGUAAAAGAAAGAAAACACAGUGUUUUUCCUUCGGCGUCGCGCAGCAGAUUACUCUGUUUGCGGGGCGCGGAGUAGAUGAGGUGAAAACCAAUUUAGGCAUGUGUUAACUUCAUAAAUGGAGGCUAUGUAAGAUAAAACAAUUGUUGAAGACAACAAAGGAAGGACUGGGAACUCGGAGGAACAAAAUAAAUCCUAUAUGCACAAUGGAACCAUUUUGAGGGGGAGAAGAUGUCACAGAUACUUUUCCGCCAUUUAUUUUUAAAGAAUGGGAACAAUUUUAUUGUAUAGAACCUAUUUACAUAUCUAGAUCUGUACACUAAGCACCAGGCUGUUUAAGCCCUCUUCUCUUAGGUGGGGGGUGGGCGUCUAUACUGCAAACCUGCCAGCAGGACUGAACCAGUGGGAAUCGGGGAUCCACCUACUGGCUUCCUGGCAGUUCCAACUUCAACACAGAGAGCUGGGGGACAAAGGAUAAUUGGAUAUUUUAGCACGAUGCGCAUGACAAUUUAUCUGCUUGAUGGCUGCUCUGCUGAUUAUGUCAUUAUUAAGAAUAAUUUUCACCCUCUACCUUGCAUUGGAGCUAUUUCUGACGGAUUUCCUGAUUGGAUUACAGGAAAACAAAGA
Trematomus bernacchii (emerald rockcod) is the source of this 4680-nucleotide messenger RNA. It is a transcript of the gene nlgn1, whose product is annotated as neuroligin 1. The record is from RefSeq and is a predicted model, not a curated record. Gene Ontology annotation, cellular component: synapse; cell surface; postsynaptic specialization membrane. The coding region runs from base 956 to 3529 and encodes 857 amino acids. Lineage: Eukaryota; Metazoa; Chordata; Actinopteri; Perciformes; Nototheniidae. The transcript has 11 exons. Gene Ontology annotation, molecular function: signaling receptor activity; neurexin family protein binding. Gene Ontology annotation, biological process: postsynaptic membrane assembly; synaptic vesicle endocytosis; modulation of chemical synaptic transmission.